CAGCCGUUCAGUCUUUUUGCCACUGUGAAUAAUGCCACUGCAGGCACUCCGGCCGACGGUGACGCCACACGCGACCAUCACACGUGUGCUGUUUCGUCCCGAAUAACACGAGUGCAAUGUGUGGUAAUCAUUUUAUACAACAGUUCAACAAGAAAUUAGUUAACAUUGUGUCUAAAAUCUAACAAAGUAUUGUCUUUUUUUUUUGCUAAUAUCAUGGCAAUGAAGCACUUAAGGUUGUAUCAGUGAUUGUGGGUAUCGUCACUUUUGUUUGUGUUUGAAGGGAGAUCCCAAACAAACCAAGUUAGCUCGCCCCUCCCUCCCCUUUUGUACAUAGUGAAAACCUCUCACACUAAAUCCCUACAAUCUGAUAUUCGCUAGAGCUAUCCAAGUUUAGUCGAGCUUCACUCAUAUUUUUUAAAGAAUUAUUUUCACACAUAGUUCAUAUACUAAAAAGUCAGCACUAGAAGCUACUCCUCUGUCCAGAAGAAACAGUGCAACCUCGGCGUCUGAUUUAAUUCUUUGAGUUCUCUCCACCAUUCAAAAGUCUUCCCAAUUACUAUUCGUUUCUUUGAUGAAAAACGAUGGUAUUCCCUCCUCUUCUUGGGGAUUGCCUCUUCCAUGUUAAAUGGGGUUGAAAGUACAUUUUCUACCCAUAAUAUGAAGAUUUCGGCAUUACAUUUACAUUCGAUUUGUUUGUUUUACAUCAUAUUUAUUGUCAUUUUCUUUAACUCGUAGUUUCCUGUGUUUGCAUUAUAACCAAUCACACGUUGCUGUUGAGUUUAGAAAUGCGAUGUCCAAUCAGAAGCAUUUUGAUUCAUCACUGCGAUUUACAAUUUCAAGAGCACUUCUAUAAUGACUUCAUGUUUAUAGGAUAUUUACCUUAAGAGAUUUAUCCCAAAUGCCCAAACUGGGCACACUUUUGUAUUUUUGAUUCUUAAAUAAACUUAAAUGCCAUGUCAGAUGCAGCUUCUGUUCCACCUUUGCAGUAAAAAUGGAGAUGUCAUUGCUAACUGUCGGUUGAAUUGUGAUUGAUUAAAGUAACUUGAUGAAUUUAGGUAUUCGAACAACAAUGAUACACAGAUUCAAGUAGAUUUAAAUUAGGUAAUUAUACAUGUUUACAUAACUAUUAAUAAAUCAAGUAAAUCACAUCAUGCCCCUGUGUGGCAUUGAAUCAUUUGCGUAUCUGACUUUGAGUAUUUCAUUUAUGUCGGUUGUGACGGCGAGAAACCUACAGCUCAUAUAUUAUCCUCUCAUGCAGUAACAGAUGCAGUCUUUUGACUGAACAAAACGUCACAGAAAAUGCCAAUGAUGCAAUGGGAAUCACAGAUAUUUACUGUAAAGGGAAAUAGUAUAAUACUGGGUGAUUUAAAGAAAAUAACUGUAGAAAUUACAGAAAAGUCCUAGUGUAGAUUCUCAGAAUAACUUGAAUAUGUUUUUAUAUUGGUUAUUAUAACAAUAGUUUUGGACUUUACAGUGCCAUUUUUUUGUCAACACGUGAACUUUUUGAUAGAUCUGUAUGAAUGCAUACUAUAAUUUUAGCUACAUGUUUAGUUUUAGUUAAACCUUCAUAUAUCUGAUUUGCAAACUUGCUGACUUUGUAAUUUGCACACAUUCACACAUUUAAUCGAUGUCUGAUUACAGCAAUAAACCCUCAUCAAUAAAGAAAGAAUCAGCUUCUCUAUGAACUGAAUUGACGGAUUGAUAGUUUAACAGUGCUGGAAUAUAGAUCUCAUUUCUGAUAAUAGCACCACGUUUGAGAAGAUAAAGAUCAAAAUACCAUAAAGAAAUAACUGUUCUGCAGUAGGCCAACAGUCAGCUCUUUUGUUUUUAAAUUGAUUUUCUUUAAUUAAAUUAUGGGUAUUUAAUGUUUUGAGACCCACUGGAAAUGAAUGAAGAUAAACAGCAUCCGUUUUAUAAACCUCAUAAUAUCACAAAUGAAGAUGUAAUUUCACAGACUGAAAAGAAUUAAUGAAAAGAAAAAAAUGGGUAAAGUCUUUCAUAACGUAAACAUUAAUGUGCACGUUAGAAAUCACAUCACACAGAUAAAGAUCUAUCGGAUCUACCGAUUUUUAAAGAUCUAAGAUCUAUAAAGAUAGGAUUUCAUUCCGGAGUUUAAAUAAUAUUGUUUCCUGCUAACAUUUAAAGAUCUCUAGAAUGUCCUGGCAUCUCUUUGAAUGGGCAACUUCCACUGUAUAACGCGACGCAUUGCCUGUUAUCCGCCAGUAGAGGCGCUCGAGCAACCGAAGCAAUGACACACAUCCGAGUCUAGGAGAAGAAGAGAAGUGAGCGAGGGAAGGGAACAUAAACAUGAGAAGUGGAACACAGCCUUUGAUUCAGCUCUAAAUCUGCCGUUUUUCAGACUGAGAAGAAGCAGCAAGCAGGAGGAAUUACUCCAGGAGAAACUACGGACAUACUAUUGUAAAGAUGGAGAUUAAGGAAGAACCCUGCAGAAUAAAAGAUGAAGAUACAGAAGAACAAAUAGGAGAAGAAGCAAGCAGGAGGAAUUACUCCAGGAGAAACUACGGACAUACUAUUGUAAAGAUGGAGAUUAAGGAAGAACCCUGCAGAAUAAAAGAUGAAGAUACAGAGGAACAAAUAGACCUGAAGGAAAUGAAUGAAGACAAACUCCAUCAGUUUCAAAAACCUCAUUCUUUCACAAAUGAAGAUGGACACACAGUCGUUUUAAAGACUGAAGAGAAUUUCACACAGAAACAAGCUGGAAAAUCUGGAGUCAAAGGAUCUUUAACCUGCUCUGAGUGUGGAAAGAGUUUUGUAAAUGAAUCAGACCUGAACAAACACAUGAUGAUUCACACUGGAGAAAAGCCUUAUACAUGCUCUCAGUGUGGAAAGAGUUUCAGAUAUAAAGGACAACUAAAUGAUCACCUGAGAAUUCACACUGGAGAAAAACCAUUCACAUGCUCUCAGUGUGGAAAGAGUUUCGGUCGCAAAAACUCUCUCAACAUUCAUUUGCAUUAUCACUCUGGAGUGAGAUCAUUCAGCUGUGAUCAGUGUGAUAAAACAUUUGUUUUGGAAUCAAGCUUAAGAAGACACCUUAAAGUUCAUUCUGCUGUGAAGCCUCACUUUUGUUCUGUAUGUGGAAAGAGUUUUUCACAACUUGUAUCUUUAAAACUACAUGAGCGUAUUCAUACUGGUGUGAGACCUUAUGUGUGCUGUGGAAAGACCUGCACUUCAUCCAGCCACUUAAAAUCACACGAGAGAGUUCACACUGGAGAGAAACCGUACAAGCGUUCACACUGUGGAAAGAGUUUCACUCGGUCGGGACACCUGAAAGUUCACGAGAGAGUUCAUACUGGAGAGAAACUGUACAAGUGUUCACACUGUGGAAAGAGAUUCUCUCGGUCAGGACACCUGAAAGAUCAUGAGAGAAUUCAUACUGGAGAGAAACCGUACAAGUGUUCACACUGUGGAAAGAGUUUCACUCGGUCAGGACACCUGAAAGUUCAUGAGAGAGUUCAUACUGGAGAGAAACCGUACAAGUGUUCACACUGUGGAAAGAGAUUCUCUCGGUCAGCACACCUGAAAGAUCACGAGAGAGUUCAUACUGGAGAGAAACCGCACCAGUGCUCAACAUGUGUGAAGAGUUUUAGAAAUUUAUCUAAUCUACUGAAACAUAAGAGAAAGCAUUGCCCAAAGGUGUCUAAGUGAUCAAAGUUCACUUCCAUAACUUGUAAAUAAGCAAAAGAUAAAACUACAUUUAAUACACCAAUUUAAUCUAAAAUUAGUUUUGAAGUUUGAUUUUUUUGAUAAGGGGAACCGGUUUAAAUGGUUGUGAACUGCAUUGUAAGUGUUGAAUGUGUUGUUCUUACGACACCCGUAUUGAUCCUCUGUUGUGUUGCACACGCGCAGUGUCACUGUAUAGAAGAUGAACUGAACAGUAAAGCAACAAUGUGAAAAAGUGUCAGUGUCAUCGCUCAAGCAGUUAUUACUACUAUAUUCAUCCCAUACUGGGACUGCUUUCACCGCAUCAACAAUAACAAGGUUGAAGUAAUGCGCAUUACAGUGGACAUAAAAAGCACCUUUAGCCUCUGCUUUGAUCCUCGAUGCAACCUCACUGUAUUUCUACCAGAAAGACUCUGCAGUUAUUUAUUUUUCAGUUAUUUUCUGUCUUUCCUCAGUCAAGAGGGCACCGACUACAUAUAUGAUCCACUUUCAAUAAAGAUUAAUGUUGCAAUGAGUGAAAUGCUCCUUUAAAUGGACACUGAUUUUGCUCAUUAGACUGGUGUUCUUUUCUAAAACAGCUUUGAUCCUUUUAAUCAUUUCUGCAUUUAGAGUUCAAGGAGACCAAGGAGUCGGAAAUGUAGAGAUCGCUAGGUGCAUGUUUUCUGUGCAAGGCUGUGGGAGGCGAAGUUUCAUGUCAGGAAAAAGCCUGCAUAACCAGCCUAACCCUAACCCAUGAAAAUUAAUUCAAUAGUCAUACCCUGAGCUAAAUAUGAGCAUUCUAUUUUUAAGAAUAAUGGUGUAUUCAACAUUUAAGCAAUUAGGUCCUGUUAAUCAAAUUAAUACACACUGUUUUGUAUGCAUUUCUCAGUAUUGAACGCAUGACAUGUGGAUGGCUGUAACCAACAUCUGUGAUGUUUUACACCAGACUGAUCUCAUGAAGUAGCGUGUGUAUGACACGCCAAUUCGUAUUUCCAUUUUUGCCGUGCUAU
Messenger RNA from Pimephales promelas (fathead minnow), 4670 nucleotides. The record is from RefSeq and is a predicted model, not a curated record. Lineage: Eukaryota; Metazoa; Chordata; Actinopteri; Cypriniformes; Leuciscidae.